AUGGCUCGGCUCGCCGCCCUCCUCCUCGCCUUCGCCGUCGCCGUCUCCGCCGUGGUGGGCGGCGACAGCCAGGAGUGCGUGUACACGGUGUAUGUGCGGACGGGGGCGAUCUGGAAGGCCGGGACGGACGCCAACAUCACGCUGGAGCUCUACACCGCGGGCAACGCCGACGGCGUGGCUAUCUCGGACCUGCCGUCGUGGGGCGGGCUCAUGUGGCAGGGCCACUCCUAUUUCGAGCGCGGCAACCUCGACAUCUUCAGCGGGCGCGGGCCGUGCAUGGCCAGCGCGCCCUGCCGCAUGAGGGUGUCCUCCGACGGCACCGGCGCGCACCACGGCUGGUACUGCAACUACGUGGAGGUCACCGUCACCGGCCCGCACCGCGGCUGCGCCCAGCAGCUCUUCACCGUCGAGCAGUGGCUCGCCACCGACGCCGCGCCCUACAAGCUGGAGGCCGUCGUCGACCGCUGCCCAGCCGAUGGCGCCGCCGAUGCGUAA
Molecule: messenger RNA, 495 nt
Organism: Triticum turgidum subsp. durum (durum wheat)
Lineage: Eukaryota; Viridiplantae; Streptophyta; Magnoliopsida; Poales; Poaceae
Source: the annotation of a GenBank genome assembly